CACAAAGAAUGUUAGUACUAUAUAUCUGAUUUCUGUUCAUAAUUUAUUAUUAAAAAUAAAAUUUUGAGCAAAAAAUAAAUAAAUUAUAUAUAUGGCUUCCACAAUCGCCUUUCUUUCAUUGCAAUCCCCAAAAUGUUACAAAAUAAAUCAAACAUUUCUUUGUUCAAAUUCCCUUUUAAAGUUGAAAAAGCAAACAUCUUUGUCCGCUAGACAAUUCAAGAAUCUCAGGAGCCACAAGUUUCAAGCAAAACCCUUAAUUUUUGCAGUUCAAUCCAAUUUCUUGAAAGUUCUUCAAACUGCAUGGAGAGUUGGAAAAGAUGGAGUUGAAGCUGGAACCAACAUGGUACCUGAUGCCAUCCCAAGACCAAUAGCCAGGAUUUGUGUGACUGUAGUUGGAGCGGCCUUUGCUCUCUUUGCACUCAAAUCAUUCCUGUCGACAGUUUUCUUCGCGUUGGCGAUGAUGGGAGUCAUUUACUUUGGAUUCAUAGCCUUGAACAAGGACGAUGGUCCAAAAGGCGGUGGAGACACCGCUUCUGUUGAUGAUAGUUUAGAAGAAGCAAGGAGAAUAAUGGAGAAGUACAAGUAAUAAUGCAGAAAGGGAACUUGUCGCGGUAAUUUUCAACAUCUCCGGCUCUUUCAAAAUAGGCAGUAGGCCUUCAAAUCAAGUCAUAAAGGAAUCCUCUAUCUUCUUGAAUAUAUUGGUUUGUAAGGUAAUGUUUUACAGUUGAUUGUAAAUUUUCUGAGUCUCUUGUAUAUCUCACAUAUUUGAUCUAAAAGGUUGCAUUAUUUCAGUUUAA
Solanum dulcamara is the source of this 797-nucleotide messenger RNA. RefSeq lists its product as uncharacterized. The transcript is spliced from 4 exons. The record is from RefSeq and is a predicted model, not a curated record. Lineage: Eukaryota; Viridiplantae; Streptophyta; Magnoliopsida; Solanales; Solanaceae. The coding region runs from base 92 to 586 and encodes 164 amino acids.